Molecule: messenger RNA, 1690 nt
Organism: Labeo rohita (rohu)
Lineage: Eukaryota; Metazoa; Chordata; Actinopteri; Cypriniformes; Cyprinidae
Exons: 4
Coding region: 314-940 (208 amino acids)
Source: RefSeq, a predicted model, not a curated record
UCCAGUCUUCUCAAGCACCUCUCAGGUGAGCUGAUCUACCGAUCGUUAAAAACAUCAGACCAGGAAGCAAGCUAACUGAGGAUAAUUUUAUUUACCUACUUCCCAGUUGCGUUAAGGAAUUAACUUGAACUUAUAUGAUAACAUAUUUUAAAAUCUGUGGUAAGGUCACGGAGAAUACACUGCGUUUUGCUCUUCAACAUAAUGCUACGGUCUUGUGGGAGGGGCUAGGUUCAGCGACAGGUAACUUUGAUUCUCGGUACACCUGCUUGCGAAAGACAGGUUGUCAGUCCAGCUUCCUCCUGAGUCCUCCAUCAUGAAGUUUCCUGCACUGCUGUUGGGUUUUAUUUUGGCGUGUAGUUUGGGUUUCGCUGGCUACAUCCAUUCCAGACGUAAGCAGGAGACCCAGUUGAGUAAACAGGCUUCAUUUCUAGACAUUAAGUUCAGAGUGACUAGAGAUGUUCUGGGAGAAUACCAAGAUCAGAUGGUCCAGUCCAACACACUGAUGGAAAAGACUAAAAAAGAGUUGGAUACUCUAACCAAAGACUUAUCUGUAGCCAAGACCUUCAUAGAUAAGAAAAAAAGCGACGUUGCUUCAUGUAAAGGAGACAGGAAACGAUUAACAGAUGAAAUUGCUGCUUCAGAUUCAGAAAAGAAGCAUAUCCAGAGUGAGUUUGUCAAGGAGAAGUCCCAAUGGGCGACAGAGUUUGAAUCUCUAAAAAGACAAUUGGAGCUACAGAGCACACUUUGCAAGUACAUCGACAAGAACUCUGAGGAAGGAAGGAAACUGUGUCACAUAAGUGAAGAGCCACAAAAGCCAAAGCCUAAGGAGAUUCCAGCGGAAAAACCCAAGGCAGAGGAACCUAAAGCUGAGGAACCCAAAGCUGAGGAACCAAAUGCUGUAGAGUCAAAUGCUGAACAGCCAAAAGAACAUGUGGAGUGAAGAAAAACCAAGUGGAUGAAUAUGUGUGUGUUAGGGACAUGGGGAACAAUACCACGUCAGCGUCUGCUGGAGAAUAGCACUGGACGAUAUACUAAACCUGCACAUCUUGCUCGGGUUGAUCUUCAGCAUUCCUCAGGCAUCCCUGAAAUAAGACACACGCAUUUAUAGCCUAUGCACACACAAACUUUGGGUUCAAGGUUUGACUGACAACACCACAUGAGGUCUGUCAUAUUCCUGUUGUUUUCUGACAAAUAAAUGUGUGGUUAAUGAGGAAUAUGGGAUGAUGCAUUUGCAUAUACCAAUUGCAUUUUGAUGUCCACUUUACCCACAAUUAAAUUAUGAAAAACAUCUAUUUAUUUUUUUUUUUUAAUUCAAUUUUCUUUCAGAAAAAUCAAUGUUGGGAUUCUGUGCUUUCUGGGUGCGUUUGUCUUUUUAGCAUUUCUUUAUUUUCCCCACUGUAGUUUACCUUGCCCCUGUUACAGUGUCAUUCUGACCCUCCCUCAGGCUCAUGCGUAUGUCCCGCUUGUAUCGACCAAUGGGAAAACUCUGACCCUCUUACUGUCACUCCCAAUCAUGCUCACUCGGCUCAUUGUGCAGUUCUCACAACGACCAAUAUGAGUCUUAAGUGGAGCAGAAAUCUGGUUCUGAAGUUGUACAAGGUGCUUACACUUGCUUUUGCUGUUGUUUUGGUUUAAUUCUGAAAUAUUGUGAUGUUUGAUGUAAAAUAAAAAUAAAAUCAGAGUACGGUUG